Uloborus diversus is the source of this 2436-nucleotide messenger RNA. Its product is annotated as protein NipSnap-like. The record is from RefSeq and is a predicted model, not a curated record. Bases 271 to 897 code for a protein of 208 amino acids. Gene Ontology annotation, cellular component: mitochondrion. NCBI's taxonomy places the organism in Eukaryota, Metazoa, Arthropoda, Arachnida, Araneae, Uloboridae. The transcript has 9 exons.
CCACACCUCAACACAUCACCGCGCCUAAGCGCCAGAAGAAGAAGAAGAAUUCAAAAGGAAACUUGAGAAAAAUUAUGGAUUCAGUUUUGAAAUGCAGCCGGCUCUUUAAAUUUGGAAUUAAUAUCUCCUUUAGCAGGAGUUUAUCUGUUGGAGUUAAAAAUCACUCAAAUAAUGAAGGUUGGUUUAGUAAGCUGUUGAUGGUACGUAAAAAUUGAUCCUGGUCAUGACUCUCAUUCAAAGGUUCUAUCUGCCUCUGACAUUAUUUAUGAAAUGCAAACUCAUGAUGUCAAGCCAGAUCAUAUAGAGCCAUAUUUAAAAAAUUAUGAAAAAUAUGUAAAAGUUGCUGCUGAGAAAAUAGAAGGUACUGAAUUGGUUGCAAGUUUUCGUGUAGAAAUAGGAGAUCAAGAUCAAUUCAUUCAUAUCUGGCGAUACAAGCAUGGAUAUCCUCACGCUCAUGAAUUUUUGGAGUUGCGCCAUAAAGAUAAUGAUUUAAGAACACUGAUCGCUGAACGUGUUAAUUUUUUGAGGUAUCGAGAAAACCAGUUUAUGUUGCCAUUUAGUUUUUGGGGUCAUCCUGAGCCAAGACAGGAGAACCAUAUGUAUGAAAUGAGGUCCUAUGUUCUAAAGCCUGGUACCAUGAUAGAAUGGGGUAAUAAUUGGGCUAGAGGUGUGACAUAUAGAAAAGAAAGUGCUGUUGCUGGUUUCUUCUCUCAGAUAGGACAGCUUUAUACAGUGCAUCACAUAUGGGCUUACAAGGACUUACAAAUGCGUAAAAGUGUUAGGGAUGCUGCUUGGAGGAAACCUGGAUGGGAUGAAUGUGUAGCUCAUACAGUUCCUUUGAUAAGAGAAAUGCAAAGCAGAUGGUUGUGGCCUACUUCAUUUUCACCCAUACAUUGAAUUUUUCAAGCACAAUUGAAAUUGUCAGUGUUUUUGAAAAAAAAGUAUUAGUCAUUGUUUUCCUUUUAGAUUUUAUUUAUUUAAAAUAUACCCAAGUUUUUUUAUUUUAUACACAAAAAUUAUUUAUUAGAAUGGUCUUUUCUGUGAGAAUCCUCUGAUAUCUGUUAUGUAUAGCCAUAAAGACUUGCAUUUAGUAAUGAAUCUCUUUAUAUACAUCACCAUUUUAUUAUAAUGUAUAUAAAUCUUUGGUAUUUUUGUAUCAAAUCUUCCCUUUAUAAUUUUGUGUAUUGUAGUCAUUUAUGUAUGUCCUGUUUUAAGGUUUGUUUUAUUUGAAAUAUAUUUGUGUUUGAUUGGAAUGAAAUAACUUAUUCAAAAUUAAAACAUUUUUUUGCAUAAUGAUCAAGCGAUACAAAUUCCAAGCUUGCAAAUGUAAGAUUCUUUAAUAAAUAUGGAUUUGAUUGAAAUAAUUUAUGCUAAAAAUUUAAAAAUUCACUCAUUAAAUUUGCAUGAGGCAACUGUUGUUCAUUCAUAUUGUUCAGCGAUUUAAUCUAUUGAGGUUUUGGAAAUUGUGGAAUCUUGAUUUUUAAUAAAACGUAUUGAUGAGACUAGUCAUGCAACCUUAAAUCAUGUUCUGUUUAUGUGCCAAAUUAAUUUAAAUUCUCUAAAAUUUUGUCAUGUUACUUGUGAGUAUGCAUUAAAAAUUUAAAAGAAAAAAAAAAGAGUCAAAAAUCCAAACACAUUGGCACUAUACGUAGUUCAGAUUUUGGAAAAUAGUAUGCCUUUAAAAAGUGGUUAUGCAAUACGUAUGUAAAUAACUUACACUACAGUAUGCAACGUGACAAUAUGUAAUUGCCAUUUAUAACUUUCAUUGUUUACUGAUCGUAAAGGAAGUUUUAUUAAAACAGAAGAAAGUCAAAAAUCUGAACUAAUAACUUCAGAUUUUCGAGCAUACCAUUUAGGAAAAUAGUAUGCCGUUUAAUGAAAUGAUUAUACAACAUGUACAUACGUUACGUACAAUACAGUACGUAACGUUACAAUGCAUAACUAUAUUUUUUAAACUCUCAUUUUCCUGAACAUAGGGAAAAAAUAAAAAAUAUUUACAGCACCGUAUUUUUUAAGACUAAAAAUUUUUACUCUCGAAUUUUAUGUACUUUUUGCUUAUUUUCAUUUCUUAUGUGGUGAAACCUAUAUUAUUUUGCAUGGUAAAUACCACCUCUGUUACGUACUUAGUUUUAUUUCUUUAUCAUUUUAUGUAGUUAUUUAUUUCCUGAAAUAUAUCUGUUCUUUUGUAACUGUUGAGUAGUUUCUCAAGUUCGGAUUUUCGACUUUCUACUGAACUUCAUGGGAGAGCAUUUGGAUUUUUUACCAUCUACUGUAUUUAAAACUGAAAAAGCAUGAAAACGGCCACAUCUCAUUUAUUGGGCAAUAUUAAGCUGAAUUAAGUGAGGAACAUUAUGCUGUAAAUCAGUUUAUCUAAUGUAAAGGAAAUAUUGAUUCCAAUUUAUUAAUUCAUAAAUAAAUUUGAACCUUUUUUCCAGA